Messenger RNA from Cutaneotrichosporon oleaginosum, 1801 nucleotides. RefSeq lists its product as uncharacterized. Gene Ontology annotation, cellular component: trans-Golgi network. Lineage: Eukaryota; Fungi; Basidiomycota; Tremellomycetes; Trichosporonales; Trichosporonaceae. Gene Ontology annotation, molecular function: ubiquitin binding; phosphatidylinositol binding. Gene Ontology annotation, biological process: Golgi to endosome transport; Golgi to vacuole transport; protein transport to vacuole involved in ubiquitin-dependent protein catabolic process via the multivesicular body sorting pathway. The record is from RefSeq and is a predicted model, not a curated record.
CGUGCCAGCUCGAGAUCCAUCGCCAAGCCUUGACUGGCAACAACUUGUACCUCUACUCUCUCUCUCUCUCUCUUCUUCCAACACCACACACUGGGCCACGCAGGCCACAGUCUCCCCCCUCUCACCACAAUACCCCCCCUCCCCAUGCUCGCAUCAUCCUCGUCGCCGUGGACGCGUCGCUCCGCCGUCCAGGCGCUAGUCGACCAGGCAUGCGAUCCGACGCUCAUGUCGUCCAACGACGUCGUGAAUCUCGAGCUCGCCGAGGCCGUUAACAAGAAGAAGGCCAACUCUGCGCGGGAAGCAACGCAGGCCCUUCUAGUGUACAUCAACUCGCGCAACCCGAAUCAGUCGCUCAUCGCCCUCAACGUGCUCGAUCACCUCGUCAAGAACUGUGGAUACCCGAUCCAUCUGCAGAUCAGCACCAAAGAGUUCCUGAAUGAGCUCGUGCGCCGCUUCCCCGAGCGCCCGCCCAUGGUCGUGGGGCGCGUCAUGGCGCGCAUCCUCGAGCUCAUUCACGAAUGGAAGAACACGAUCUGUGUGGCGUCAAAAUACAAGGACGACCUGGUGCACAUCCGUGACAUGCACCGGCUGCUCAGCUACAAGGGGUACCGGUUCAAACCAUUUGACGCGGCGCGGGCGCUGGCGACGCGGAACCCGAACGAGGACCUCAAGAGUCCCGAGGAGCUCGAGGAGGAGGACCGCAAUGCGAAGCAGGCCAAGCUGCAGGAGCUGAUCCGACGAGCGACGCCGCGCGACCUCGCCGCGGCGCAGGAGCUCAUGAAGCAGCUGGCCGGCGCCGAGCCCGACAAGGCGGUCGACUACGAGAAGCAGACGGUGUCCGAGCUCGAGAAGGUGCAGAGCAAGGCGAUCCUGCUCAACGACAUGCUGGACAAUGCGAAGGAGGGCGAAAAGGUCGGCAUCGAAGGCGACGUGUACGACCAAGUGGCGUCGGCGUGCCGCGGCGCGCGGCCACGGAUCCAAAAGUGGAUCGAGAACGACACGGGCGAGCACGAGGGUCUGAUGGACCGUCUGCUCAUGUGCAACGACCUUAUCAAUGCCGCGCUCGACCGCUUCGAGGCGGCCAAGCGCGGCGAUUGGGCCGCGGCACAGACUAUCGCGCAGCAGUCCAACCCGGCCAACAAGGCCAACGACCUCAUCUCGUUCGACGGCUUCGCCGACGACGCCGACACUGGUGGCGUGUCGCUCCCAUCUGGCGGCGAGGCCGCGCCGUCGUCGAGCAACCCCGGUUUCACGGCCGGCGGGUUGCCGCUGGACCUCUUCGCCCCAUCCCCAUCGCAGUCGCCUGCGCCUGCCGCCGGCCCGUCGCAGCCGCACCGAACAAAUCCCAUGGACCUGUUCAACAUGUCGGCGCCGUCGCCGCCGCAGUACCAGCAGCAGCAGUUUGGCGGUAUGGGUAUGGGCGCGGGCAUGGGUGGCAUGGGCGGGCUCCAGCAGCAGCCGCAGCAGUGGGGCCAGCAGUCGGGUACCGGGUACGGAGGGCAGCAGUGGGGCCAGUCUCAGCCCCAGCAGCAGCAGCAGCAGUGGGCGCAGCAGACGCAGCAGCCGUGGGGUCAGGCUCAGCAGUCGGCCGGCUCGUCGUCGGCGCUUACGCCCAACGCGACGGGAUAUUCUGUGCCGCAAGCGACGAACGGGGCGUCGUCUCCGCGCCCCGCACAGCAGCAGCAGCCGCAGCAGGCGAAGAAGAACGACGCGUUCGCCGACCUCGUGGACCUGAUGGGCUAGGGCUGAGCUAGGGAUAGAUGCAUGCAUGGCAUAGACUAUGGGAGACUAUGGGAGAUUU